Molecule: messenger RNA, 2307 nt
Organism: Eremothecium cymbalariae DBVPG#7215
Lineage: Eukaryota; Fungi; Ascomycota; Saccharomycetes; Saccharomycetales; Saccharomycetaceae
Gene: RAD16
Product: DNA repair protein RAD16
Exons: 1
Coding region: 1-2307 (768 amino acids)
Molecular function (GO): ATP binding; metal ion binding; ATP-dependent chromatin remodeler activity
Source: RefSeq, a predicted model, not a curated record
AUGGCACAGGAAGAAGAGGAAGAAGGCGGUUUCAUUAGACCGGUUCGUGGAGCACAACGAAGGGCUAGACGGGCUGUUAGUUAUGCAGAAAGUAAUUCGGAGGAUGAGUCGAUAGAGGUGCGGAGUGGCCGAGGCAACGGCAGAGACAGCAGUAGCGGCGAGUCUUUGAGUAUGGGGAGCUCUGCAACUUCGUCCGGGUCACCGGAAGUUGUAGAGAUCUACUCCUCCUCUAGCGAUGAGGACGAGCCGCUUGCGGUCUCCCGCAAACGACACGCAGCGACGAGGACGACGAAGAGGACGACGACUGCGUCCAAGAGGAAGAAAGGUGAGCCAAAGCUGACGCCGUAUGAGCGCAAUACCCUGAAGCUAUAUGAACAUCAUCCGUACCUGAAGGACGUGUUCCAUAAGCUGUCUGCGAUGCCGGCUUAUGUUCCGCGCAAAGCGGAACAACCGUCCGGUAUGACGAUAAAACUGCUGCCGUUUCAGCUGGAGGGGCUACACUGGUUGUUGCAGCGGGAGACUCAUAGUGUAUACAACGGAGGAAUUCUUGCAGAUGAAAUGGGUAUGGGAAAGACUAUUCAAACCAUUGCGUUGCUGAUGAAUGAUCGGUCUAAGCGGCCGACUCUAGUCGUCGCACCGACGGUUGCACUUAUGCAGUGGAAAAAUGAGAUUGAGCGUCACACCGCUGGCAAUUUAAGUACGUACAUGUACCAUGGCCCUAACAGGACAAUUGAUAUGGGGGAUUUGGCAGAUGUGGGCGUAGUUUUGACAACUUAUGCAGUGCUAGAGUCUGUUUAUAGGAAGCAGGUUCAUGGGUUCAAACGUAAGACAGGUAUCUUUAAGGAGCAAUCGGUGCUGCAUGGUAUAAACUUCUACCGAGUGGUGCUUGACGAGGCACACAAUAUUAAGGAUCGUAGUAGCAACACCGCAAAAGCUGUAAAUAUGCUGAGGACGCAGAAACGGUGGUGUCUCACAGGUACACCGUUACAAAAUCGAAUCGGAGAGAUGUACUCUUUGAUACGGUUCUUGGACAUUGAGCCGUUUACGAAAUAUUUUUGUAUGAGGUGUGAUUGCGUUGAUACAACAUGGAGGUUUUCGGACAACUUGCACUGUGACAAUUGUAACCAUGUUGGUAUGCAACACACAAACUUCUUUAAUCAUUUUAUGCUCAAGAAUAUCCAGAAGUACGGAAUUGAGGGUCCUGGGUUAGAAUCUUUCACUAAUAUUCAAACCUUACUUAAAAAUAUUAUGUUAAGAAGAACUAAACUUGAACGUGCAGAUGAUCUUGGCUUGCCUCCGAGAAUUGUAACUAUACGCAAAGAUUUUUUCAAUGAUGAGGAGAAGGAUUUGUAUCAAUCACUUUACUCUGAUUCGAAAAGAAGUUACAAUUCCUACGUAGAGCAAGGUGUAGUUUUAAACAACUAUGCCAACAUCUUCACACUGAUAACUAGGAUGCGGCAGCUCGCGGACCAUCCAGAUCUGGUGCUGAAGAGAUUAAAGGGCGGCGUUGGCGCUAGUAAGUUAUCUGGUGUGAUUGUGUGCCAAUUGUGUGACGAUGAAGCAGAAGAACCCAUUGAGUCUAAAUGCCAUCAUAGAUUCUGCCGCCUUUGCGUAACCGAAUAUAUUGAAUCAUUUAUGGGUCAUGAAUCAAAAUUAACCUGCCCGGUAUGCCACAUUUCGUUCAGUAUCGAUAUAUUGCAACCGGCAUUGGAAGUGGAUGAAGAUCUUUUUAAAAAGCAGAGUAUUGUUAGUCGGCUUAAUAUGAAAUCCGGAGCGUGGAAAUCUUCAACCAAGAUUGAAGCGUUGGUGGAAGAACUUUACAACCUAAGAAGUCAUAAUUGCACUCUAAAGUCAAUCGUUUUUUCACAGUUUACUUCGAUGCUGGAUCUGGUUGAAUGGAGAUUGAAAAGAGCUGGAUUUCAAACUGUUAAAUUACAAGGUAGUAUGACACCUACACAACGUGACCAAACAAUAAACUACUUUAUGAGCAAUGUUCACUGUGAAGUUUUUUUAGUUAGUUUGAAAGCUGGUGGUGUCGCAUUAAAUUUAUGUGAAGCCUCUCAAGUAUUUAUUCUAGAUCCAUGGUGGAAUCCUAGUGUGGAAUGGCAAAGUGGAGACAGAGUGCAUAGAAUUGGCCAAUAUAGACCUGUGAAAAUAACAAGAUUUUGUAUUGAAGACAGUAUUGAGUCAAGGAUUAUAGAACUUCAAGAAAAGAAAGCUAAUAUGAUACACGCUACCAUAAAUAAGGACGAAGCAGCUGUCAACCGCCUAACACCAGAAGAUUUGCAAUUCUUAUUUAAUAAUUGA